Paraglomus brasilianum is the source of this 366-nucleotide messenger RNA. The record is from the annotation of a GenBank genome assembly. Lineage: Eukaryota; Fungi; Glomeromycota; Glomeromycetes; Paraglomerales; Paraglomeraceae.
AUGAGUGUUCAGUGUGAUUAUACAGACUUUGCCGUCGGAUCGCUGGCGAAAAUAAAUGGCGGUCAGUUUGAAUUCCCCCUGUGUUUUUGCAGUAAUCCAAAAUGUGACCUUGCGCAUCCAGAUUUGUUACCACUUACAGCGGAAAAUGGAGGUUUGAGUCUGCUCCCAACAGCUUUCCUCCCGCAAGGGCUCGUACCAGAAACGAAGCGUAUUGCCCAGGCUCUUCAUAAUGCGUUACUUUUAAGCACAGUAGUCAUCCCCGAACGAAAUCCAGCUCCUAGACAAUUGAACAAUUUCUUGCAAUUGUCUAAUAUGGGAGUCACCAAAUACGCAACCCAGAAGCCAGGAUUGAUUAUACAUAGAUAG